CCUCGACGGCCCAGAGCCACACGCUCGUGGGAGUCACCUGCCACGGCUGCGCUGGCCGCGCCCGCCAUUCGGCGCCUGUCGUCCACUCGGCGCCUCCCAUGUGCCUAUUUCCAGAACGACGGGCGGCCCGCCGGUGGAGUCGGGCGACAGCAGGCGGGCGCCGGCCACUGCAUCGUGGUCGAAGAGCCGCUUCGCGUGCAGGCGCGCUCUGGGCGGUCAACUGCAGCUAUAUACCGCGUGCCCGCUGAGCCUGCCCUUUGGAUCGACCUUUGUUCAGUUUCGUUUCGUUUGCAUUGCACGGGCGUCCUGUUCUCCACUUCCCUUCGCUUCGCUGUUGAUAAUGCUGGUCUUGUGUUGAGCUGUGUCCAUUCUCCCAGUCAAGUCAAAUACUCCCGUCUCUCUCUGGGACUGAUUCCAUUCGUCUGCCACCCAUUCUCUGUUGGUUCUCGUGUUUCUGCAUUUCAAAAUGAGUCGCCAGGCUGGUCCCAAGCUCUCACGCAUAUCUCUUCUCCUGCUUGCAGCCGUCAUGAUUCCGGCAGCAACAGCAUCCUCUCUUUUCCUCCGGGCCGAACCAGUAUGUGGAGGCAAGUCGAACCUCCAACAAUGCGGCGGCGACCUCCCAGCCAGCUUCUGCUGCGCAUCCGACACAACCUGCACGACCGUCAACUCGACCAUCCAAGCCGUCAUCUGCUGCCCCAAAGGCAAGGACUGCUCCACCAUCCAGACAGUUCCCUGCGAUACUACCCAAUACAAUGCCACUCUCUUCCCAGACAACCAGAUCCAUUUCGCCGAGACCGCGGACGUCGAGCUCCCCAAGUGCGGCGACGCCUGCUGCCCCCUAGGCUACAAGUGCAGCAACGGCAUGUGCAUCGCCUCUCAAGACACGCCCUCCUCCACCGUCCCAAUCCCCACGUCCUCCCCAACCACCAGCCCAGCCUCCGCCUCCCAGUCCUCCGGCUGCCCGCCGGACGCCCUCCCUCCGCCAGCGUCCUCCUUCGACGCCAAAUCCUUCGCAGCUGGCUUCUUCCCAGGACUCCUCCUCGGCGCGCUGGGCGUCAUCGCCUUCAUCUGGCUGACCAAGCGGCGCCGCGAUGCCAAAGCUGCCCGGUACAGCGGCGAUUUCGGACACGUCGCGCGCACCAUCAGCGACCCCAUCUACGACCCGCAGCACGCGCAGCGCACUGAUUUCAUCCGCCGGGGCUCGCACUCGGUCAGCUCGACGCCCAGUGUGCAGAAGCCGAUCGGCACGCGGGCAGCCGGCGGAGGCGGCCAUGGCCUCACCCCCCGCAUCAAGAGCAUGUGGGACCGCACGCCGAAGCUGGCCAUGGGCGUGUGGUCCGGCCUGCCCCUUACACCGACGCUGAAUCUCCAGCCCCCUCCGCCCGCCAUGCGCGCCGGCGACCCCCUGCGCGAUCCCUACCGCACGCCAGGCCAGACGCCCUCCCAGCCGUCCCCCGAGUCCGACGAGGGCGCCACUCGCACCCACUCCCGCCGACGCAAGCGCAAGCACAGCGCGAAACCCUCCCGCCGGCCCCUGGAAACCCCCACGCGGUCCACCAGCUCCGAGACCAUCGACGUCCUGAUGCCCGCGCCCAGCUUCCUCGAACCUCCCAAGGCGCCGGCGAUGCGGGAGAAUCGGAUGACGGCCGACUCGGGCCACACGACGUUUACAAAGUUGAUGGAGCGGGCGGGGUAUGGCGAGGAUAGCAGGGAGAGUGUGAGGAAUUUGUCUUCGGCCGGAAGGAUAUAGGAUAAGGCUCCUUAUCCGUGACGGGUCUUUUUGCUUUGGCGGCAUCUGUUCUUUGCUUUGUUCUUCUUCUUCUAAUGUUAGCGCUGGCGUUGCAUCAUUCGCUUUGAUUAGGGGGAUAUUUUGAUGGAGGCGUUGGUAAUGGGUGGUCGGUUGGUGAAAUGUGGAUAGGGAUGACUUGGGGGGAUAUGAUACCAGGCACUGCCACUCCUUUGUACGCCGACUGGCUCUUUCAUGCAUAUACAUGACUUCUUUUCGAAUACAUAUUUUGAAU
This is a messenger RNA of Paraphaeosphaeria sporulosa, 2021 nucleotides long. RefSeq lists its product as uncharacterized. The transcript has a single exon. Lineage: Eukaryota; Fungi; Ascomycota; Dothideomycetes; Pleosporales; Didymosphaeriaceae. Bases 467 to 1750 code for a protein of 427 amino acids. The record is from RefSeq and is a predicted model, not a curated record.